This is a messenger RNA of Haplochromis burtoni (Burton's mouthbrooder), 2115 nucleotides long. It is a transcript of the gene ficd, whose product is annotated as FIC domain protein adenylyltransferase. NCBI's taxonomy places the organism in Eukaryota, Metazoa, Chordata, Actinopteri, Cichliformes, Cichlidae. The coding region runs from base 308 to 1660 and encodes 450 amino acids. The record is from RefSeq and is a predicted model, not a curated record. The transcript is spliced from 2 exons. Gene Ontology annotation, molecular function: protein binding.
UUCAAACGUUGAGCCUAAGGAAGUUGGAGAUGUGUGUAUUAUGUGUACAGCUGUUCCGACUCUGACGAAAAGCCAGCCGCCGUUUGGUCGUUAAGUUAGCUUAAGGUUUAGAGCCUCCGUUUGUAGCUAAAGGUAGCUUGCUUCCUAACUUACGGGCGUUAAAAGUUGUCUCGUUUAGUUGAUCUCUCGCGGCAGCUGCCAUGCUGCUCGUUUUCCUCCUGUUCGCCACCUUUCGGGUCUCCAUGCUGGAGUGAAAUUAGAUGGGGGGCAUUACACCAGAAGAUGGAGGAUUUAACCAGGGGUCCUCAUGGCUGCUGUGAAGGUGUGGAGUUACUACAGCGCCCGUGUCCUAGGAGGAUGGGGCCCGCUGCUUUGCAUCGCCCUCGGCUCACUCGUGGCGCUCCUGAUGCCCAUGGUUGGGGUGGAGGAUCAGUGCUGUGCCUCCCUGAGAGGCAUCGCUCUGCUCCGCUGCCAACUGUGGGGAAGUCCACAGCAGCAUCCAGCUGUGCAGUCCACCAGCCUCACCGUCCCCUUCACUGCUCUUGAUCUGCUGCCUCAGAGGCCCAAGCCGACCAAAGAGAUGGAGCUGGAGGCCAAAGCUGCACUGCAGUUGGCUCAGGAGAUGAAGAAACUUGGGAAGAGGGAGAAGGCUCACAAGCUGCUGGUGCAUGCACUUAGCAUGAACCCAGACUUCGUGGAUGCCCUGACGGAGCUGGGGACCAUUUUAGAGGAGGAGAAGGAUGUCGUCCAGGCAGAUCACCUGUACACCAAGGCCCUGGCCAUCUCACCGUGCAACGAGAGAGCUCUGGUUAGCCGAGACCGGACCCUUCCCCUGGUGGAAGAGAUCGAUCAGCGUUACUUCAGCAUCAUCGACAGUAAAGUGCGCCAGCUUAUGUCCAUUCCUAAAGGGAACUCUGCAUUCCGCCGAGUGAUGGAGGAGACCUACUACCACCACAUCUACCACACCGUGGCCAUCGAAGGCAGCACGCUCACGCUGUCAGAGAUCCGUCAUAUCAUUGAGACGCGUUACGCCGUCCCCGGAAAGAGCCUGCAGGAGCAGAACGAGGCGAUCGGGGUGGAUGCGGCCAUGAAGUACAUCAACACGACGCUGUUGUCCAGAUCAGGAGCCAUCACCGUCAACGACAUCCUGGAGAUCCACCGGCGGGUGCUCGGCUACGUAGACCCCGUGGAAGGAGGGAGGCUGCGCACCAGUCAGGUGUUUGUGGGCCACCACAUCCCUCCUCAUCCUCGGGACCUGCAGAGACACAUGCAGGAGCUCGUUCAGUGGCUCAACUCCGACGAGGCGCUGCAGCUUCACCCCGUGGAAUACGCUGCACUCGCCCACUAUAAACUGGUGUACAUACACCCAUUUGUUGACGGCAACGGACGUACGUCGCGGCUGCUCAUGAACCUCGUGCUCAUGCAAGCGAGAUACCCACCAAUUACUAUCCGCAAGGAACAACGGGCUGAAUACUACGCCGCUCUGGACACAGCCAACGAGGGUGAUGUGCGGCCCUUCAUCCGCUUCAUAGCCAAAUGUACAGAAAUAACUUUGGACACGUUGUUGAUUUCUACUACGGAGCACGCCGUGGGGCUGCCGGGAGCAGGCCAGGACCAGACCUGUUUCGACUGCAAGCAGACCAUCCCAUUCCACAACUGAGCAUAGGGUAGGGAUACAGGAGCAUGGCAACACUGGCAUGCAAACAUAGAUGUCAUUUCAUUUUAGAGCUCAUCAUAAAAUGUGAAUUCCUUUGUCCACAUCAUACCCAUCAUUCCCUCGUCACAGUUUGGAUUCUGUGCCUGCUGAAUUCAUCAGCCUGCUUCAGGAAGGUGAACUGAAAUUUGCUUUUUGUCGUGUCAGGUUUGCUUUACCACACCCUAAUUUUCCCACGCAAUGAAAAGUUGUGUUGUGGGAGAGUUUAGGCGUUUUAAUUCUCCAUCAUAUUGCGAGGAGGAAACAAAACAAGAUUUCUGUCGGGCUUGAAUCUUCAGUUUCAACUGCGGAUGUGCACGGUGAACAUUUAGUUCUUUGACGUAAAGAUGAUGUCUCCAGACACUGUAAUGCACUUUCCUGUAUUUUCUUAUUUAUUUUAAAAUAAAAGUGGUCUACAAUGA